AUGAAUAUAGUUUGGCUCUUGGUGUUGAUGGUUUUCUAUAAUGGGGUUGCCUCAAAUGGGGGUAGCACGAAUGUCUCUACAAGACCAGAAUUUGUAAAUGUUGGGGCUGUUUUCUCUUUCAAUUCCAUUGUUGGCAAAGUUGCUAAAGUGGCAAUAGAAGCUGCCAUUGAAGAUGUGAAUUCUGAUCCAGCUGUUCUUGGUGGAACUAAGAUGAUAGUUCAAAUGCAAGACUCAAAUUACAGUGGAUUUCUGGGCAUCGUUGAAGCCUUACGGUUCAUGGAGAAAGACACAGUGGCCAUAAUUGGACCUCAGAAUGCUGUCACAGCUCAUAUAAUAUCUCAUAUUACAAAUGAGCUCCAAGUUCCUCUAUUAUCAUUUUCAGUAACGGACCCCACCCUGUCUUCACUUCAGUUCCCAUUCUUUGUUAGAACCACCCAGAAUGAUCUGCAUCAAAUGGCUGCAGUAGCCGCAAUGAUUGACCACUACGAAUGGAAAGAGGUAAUUGCACUCUAUGUUGAUGAUGACUAUGGGAGAAAUGGGAUUGCUGCAUUAGGGGAUAUGCUUGCUGAGAGACGUUGUAAGAUCUCAUACAAAGCACCUUUGGUCCUUGAUCCUAACCAGAGUAACAUCACUGAUUUACUGGUUAAAGUGGCUUUGACAGAGUCUCGGAUUAUUGUUCUUCACGCUUAUGCUGGUUGGGGUCCUCAGGUGUUUACUGUGGCCAAGUAUCUUGGCAUGAUGGGAACUGGCUAUGUCUGGAUAGCUACUCACUGGCUAACUACUCAAAUAGAUACCAACUCUCCUCUCCCAUCAAGUAUGAUGGAUGAUAUGCAAGGAGUUCUAACAUUGCGCAUGUACACACCAGAGACAGAACUGAAAAGAAAAUUUGUUUCUAGGUGGAGCAACUUGACUAGUGGACAGACAUCUAAAGGCAAAAUUGGGUUGAAUGCUUAUGGUCUUUAUGCCUACGACACUGUGUGGUUGCUUGCUCAUGCAAUUAAUGCCUUUUUUGAUCAAGGAGGAAACAUUUCAUUUUCAAAUGAUUCAAGGUUGACUCAGCUGCGCAGAGGGGAUCUGAAUCUUGAUGCCAUGAGUAUCUUUAAUGGAGGGAAUCUGUUAUUGCGUAACAUUUUACAGGUUAAUAUGACUGGCAUAACUGGCCCUGUUAAGUUCACUCCGGAUAGGAACCUCAUUCAUCCAGUAUUUGAAAUCAUAAAUGUGAUUGGCACAGGGAUUAGGAAGAUUGGUUACUGGUCCAAUUAUUCGGGUUUAUCAGUUGUGCCUCCAGAAUACACAAAGCCACCAAACCGUUCUAGUUCAAAUCAAAGCCUGUAUGGCGUAAUUUGGCCUGGACAAACAACACAGAAGCCUCGUGGUUGGGUAUUUCCAAACAAUGGAAGGCACUUGAAGAUUGGAGUCCCAAAACAUGUUAGUUUUCGUGAAUUUGUUUCAUACGCAGAAGGCAAUGACAUGUUCACUGGGUACUGCAUUGAUGUUUUUACUGCUGCAUUGAACAUGUUGCCCUAUGCUGUUCCAUACAAGUUGAUUCCUUUUGGUGAUGGCAUUAAGAACCCAAGAAGCACUGAACUUGUGCACAAAAUCCAAACAGGUGAAUUUGAUGGAGCAAUAGGUGACAUUGCAAUCAUCACCAACCGAACAAGGAUGGCAGAUUUUACACAGCCAUUUAUUGAAUCUGGGCUAGUAGUUGUUGCACCUGUUAGGACAACGUUGAAUUCUAAUCCUUGGGCUUUUCUGAGGCCAUUCAAUCCAAUGAUGUGGGGCAUCACGGCUGCCUUCUUUCUCAUUGUUGGAACAGUUGUUUGGAUUUUAGAGCAUAGGUUGAACGAUGAUUUUCGGGGGCCUCCUAAAAAACAAAUUGUCACUAUUCUGUGGUUUAGCUUUUCAACUUGGUUCUUUGCCCAUAAAGAAAAUACAGUCAGCACCCUGGGUCGCUUAGUACUAAUUAUAUGGCUGUUUGUCGUUCUUAUAAUCAAUUCAAGCUACACUGCAAGUUUGACCUCAAUCCUUACAGUGCAACAGCUUUCUUCCUCCGUCAAAGGCCUUGAUACUUUGCUUGCAAGCAAUGACCCCAUUGGCUACCAGCAAGGUUCAUUUUCCAGGGGUUAUCUAACUGACGAACUCAACGUUGAUGAGUCCAGACUCGUUCCCCUUAUCAUGCCAGACGAUUAUGCUAAAGCCUUGAAAGACGGUCCCCAAAGAGGUGGUGUUGCUGCAGUGAUUGAUGAGCGUGCAUACAUUGAGCUAUUCCUCUCAAGCAGAUGUGAUUUCAGUAUUGUAGGUCAAGAAUUCACCAAAACCGGUUGGGGAUUUGCUUUUGCAAGGGACUCACCUUUAUCAGUGGACAUGUCUACUGCUAUUUUGAAGCUGUCAGAGAAUGGGGAUCUACAAAGGAUCCAUGAUAAAUGGCUUAUAAGCAGUGGUUGUGCCUCACAAGGCGCAAAGCUACAAGUUGACAGGCUUCAACUUAAAAGCUUCUGGGGCCUCUUUGUUCUUUGUGGUUCAGCUUGUUUUCUUGCUCUGAUUAUAUAUUUCAUCAAUAUGCUGCGCCAGUUCAGCAAGCACUACACUGAGGAAGUGAUUUCUGCCGGCAGCUCGAUGUCUGCACGUCUUCAAACCUUUAUUUCAUUUGUUGAUGAGAAGGAAGAGGAAGUAAAAAGUCGAUCCAAAAGACGGCAAAUGGAAAGGAUGUCAAAUAGAAGUGCAAGUGAAGAUGAAUCAAUGUACAAUUCCAAAAGAAGACAUAUUGAUCAAUCAUCUUGA
Prunus armeniaca (apricot) is the source of this 2781-nucleotide messenger RNA. The record is from the annotation of a GenBank genome assembly. NCBI's taxonomy places the organism in Eukaryota, Viridiplantae, Streptophyta, Magnoliopsida, Rosales, Rosaceae.